This is a messenger RNA of Amphimedon queenslandica, 1829 nucleotides long. RefSeq lists its product as uncharacterized. Bases 55 to 1590 code for a protein of 511 amino acids. The record is from RefSeq and is a predicted model, not a curated record. The transcript has 10 exons. Gene Ontology annotation, molecular function: protein binding. Lineage: Eukaryota; Metazoa; Porifera; Demospongiae; Haplosclerida; Niphatidae.
UUUGACCAUUAGGCAUUAGUCUAGAUUUAAUUUGUGUGACGAGAUUUUGACAACAUGAAGCUAGUUCUUAUUCUCUUCUUUUCUUACAUCUUAAAUCUUGUCAGAGGUGAACCUAGGUUCCUUAAUCCUUGCCUAGAUUCCGUGUGUCUAUCACAAACAGUGACUUAUAAGUGUGAAAGUGGAUCACCAUUUCUUCUAAGGUGGAGAGUACUUGAUACUAAUGGUCGUCAGUAUGCUUUAACAGUGGCGUAUAUAGAUGGAAAUAGUAUAAGUAGGAUAGAUCCUAUUGGUAAUGAAUUCACUACUGUGCUGAUUAAUACAACUGGUGUAAUUGUUUCUACUAUAACAUUCACUGCUGUGAUAAACAUCAAUAAUUACCUUAUUGAAUGUGGACCGGAUUUUAUCACACUAGUUAACUGUUCUAUAGUGAUACCAGAUAUUCUACCUGCUCCUGUUGCUAAUCCCCUCACUUUUGGUUCUACUCAUUUUACCUUCUCUUGGUCACCAUCAACUGGUCAAUGUUUCACCAAUUAUACUGUUAGCAUUACUAGUUCAGUUAGUAAUGUUACAUACGUGACUAAUGAUACUAGUCUGGUUAUACCUAUAUCUAAAUCAUUUAAUGAUACAGAAUAUUCUGUUAGUAUAGGAGCUGUUGAUACUGGAGGUAGAUAUAUGAGCUCUGCAGUGAUAAGAUUUAUACCUAAUGCUCCUUUAUCUGUUACUAAUCUGAUGUUAACACAAACUGAUUAUCCAACUGAUACUAAUGAAACUGUUAACAUUAUUGUAUCAUGGAAUGAACCACAAUCAUCAUCUCGUCCUCCUAUAACUCAAUAUAAUGUUAAGUAUAACAUUUCUAAUGGACUUCAGAUUAUACCAACUAAUGUUACUUCACAAACUCUGUCUGGUUUUUCAGUUGGUUUAGUGUAUACUGUUUCAGUGGAGGCUGUUAAUGUAUUAGGAACUGGUACUGUUACAUUAGCUACAAUAACUAUUGUACUUGCUUCACCACCACCACCUGAAAUAUCUUCAACUAGUACAUCUAUGUCUCCCUCUAAUUCAGGCAUUAUUAGCUCAACUCCUAGUAUGACUCCAUCAAACACUCCUACUCAAGAACCAUCACGACUUAGUGCUGGUGCUAUUGCUGGUAUAGUAAUUGUCACCAUUGGACUGGCACUGGCAGUUUCGGUUAUAUUAGUGAUUGCUAUUGUAUGUUAUGUUAAGAAAAAAAAUGAAGACACAAAAUCUUCUGUUCCUCCUCAAAUGAUUGAAGCUUAUAACUAUGCUCAAGUAGACUACUCUGCUAAAUCAUCUUCCUCUACGAUACAAGCUCCUCCAAAACCAGCAAAAGCAAUUUCACCUGAAGCUGAUAAUCAUGUUUUAUAUUCUGCCAUUCAAAAAUCGGCAGCAUCUCAUAACCCACCACCACCUCCAGAGGGUACUGAGUAUGCUGAUCUUGAUCAUAAUUCUUCGUCGUCUGGUAGACGUCACCAGAGACCCAAGGACACCAGUAAUCAAGUCACGUAUUCUCAUGUGACCCAUCAUCAUGAUAGACGCAGAGUGAGGGGAAGUAACCAUGGAAACUAUUAUUAAUUAAUUACUGAACUACGUUGAACUAGUAUAAACACACUGUCUUGUUUUGCCUUUUAUGUGUUCUAAUAAUAUGAGGAUGAUGUGUAGCGUAUGCAUGUAUGCUCAUGAUGUCCAUUUGUAUGUUAUGGUGCGCAUUAUGUAUUAUCAUAUGCUUAGUGUCAGCUGCCCUGUACUAUACACUGCUAUAUCUUUGUCAUUGAUGGUAUUAAUGUGUACACAUUUGUGUUAUUCAACUAGAA